UAGCGUACCGGUCGUUGCGUCGCUGAGUUCAAACGCCUUCUUCGUGGUUCUUACGGUUGAAACUGUACCAGCGCGGAUUUUUCAAGUUCAGUGUCAAUGUGCAGUGCAGUGAAGUAAAGCAGGAAGCUCGGAUACUCAGGCGCGCCAAUCCCCGGUGUACGGACUAUUGUGAACCUGCUUUGUGGUUGUUACUUUGGGAUUAAGGGUUUAGUGUGUGAUCAAGGGGGUUGUGGAAAGUUGGUAGCAUAGGACAAUACAAGUAGUACAACGCAAGGAUGGCCUCCACGAUCGAUAAUCCGGCGAUCGAGCAUCGUGCCAAGCCGCCGACUCCUGGAGAGGAGAUUGUCAUCUCCGGUAUUGCUGGGCGGUUCCCGAACUCGGACAAUGUUAAGGAGUUUGGGUACAAUCUGUUCAACAAGAUCGACAUGGUCGAUGAUCUGGAGACGCGUUGGCGCCACAGCAACGUCGAGAUCCCGCGUCGUAUGGGCAAGGUCAACAAUCUGGAGAAGUUCGAUGCGACGUUCUUCGGGGUGCACUUUAAGCAGGCCCAUACCAUGGAUCCGCAGUGUCGAAUCCUGGUUGAGCACGCGUACGAAGCGGUCAUCGAUGCGGGUGUCAAUCCAAAGACGCUGCGAGGAUCGCGGACUGGUGUGUUUGUAGGAGCGUGCUUCGCCGAGUCGGAGAAGACCUGGUUCUACGAGAAGAUCUCGUCGGGUGGGUUCGGUAUCACCGGGUGUUCGCGUGCUAUGAUGGCCAACCGAAUCUCGUACACGAUGGGCUUGAACGGUCCGUCGUUCCUUCUGGAUACGGCUUGCAGUAGUUCGAUGUACGCGCUGGAUUGUGCGUUCAACGCCAUUCGUAACGGAGAGUGCGAUUCCGCGAUCGUCGGUGGAUCCAACCUGCUAUUGCAUCCGUACGUAACGCUGCAGUUUGCCCGUCUCGGAGUCUUGGCCUCUGACGGCUACUGCCGUCCGUUCGACAAGGAUGCUUCCGGAUACACCCGAUCGGAAGCCAUCAGCGUGGUCUUCUUGCAGAAGGCCAAGGACGCACGACGAAUCUACGCCAAUGUGAUGUACUCCAAGACCAACUGCGACGGGUUCAAGGAGGAAGGUAUCACUUACCCGUCGGGAUCGAUGCAGCGUAAGCUGUUAUCCGAGUUCUACCAGGAGAUCAACAUUGAUCCGUCAACGGUCGACUACGUGGAAGCUCACAGCACGGGUACCGUCGUCGGUGAUCCCGAAGAGUGCGCAGGUCUGGACAAAAUCUUCUGCACAGGUCGCAAGAAGCCACUGCCCGUGGGUUCCGUCAAGUCGAACAUUGGUCACUCGGAGUCCAGCUCCGGUAUCUGCUCCAUCGUGAAGAGCUUGAUCGCUUUCGAAAACAUGAUGAUCCCACCGAACAUAAACUUUACCGAACUCCGUAGCGACAUCCCGUCGUUGGUCGAGGGUCGACUCAAGGUCGUUUCGGAACCAAUCAAACUGGACGGUCCACUGAUCGCAAUCAACUCGUUCGGCUUCGGCGGUGCUAACGCUCACGCUCUGCUCAAGGGUAACCCGAAGGAGAAGGUCAACUUUGGAAUCCCCGAAGAUAAUCUGCCCCGUCUGGUCACCUGGUCCGGAAGAACCGAGGAAGCCAUCGACGCUAUCCUGACCGACAUGAGCAACAGACAUCUGGACGCCGAGUACGUAUCGCUGAUGCACAACGUCCAGAGUGAGUCCAUUCCCGGAAACGUGUUCCGAGGUUACGGAGUGUACGCCAAGAACGGUACCGAGAACGCGCUUUGCCUGGGUCGUGAAUGCCAGCAUUACACAGGUUUGAAGCGCCCACUGGUCUGGGUCUUCAGCGGUAUGGGAUCGCAAUGGUCCGAGAUGGGCACUUCGCUGCUGGAGAUCCCGAUCUUCCGUGCCGCCGUCGAAAAGUGCCACAAAGUCCUCGAACCACGUGGACUGAACCUGAUCGAGAUCCUGACCUCCAAGGAGUGCAAAUACGAAAACAUUCUGCAUUCGUUCGUCGGAAUUGCCGCGGUACAAAUCGGUAUCGUCGACGUGCUCCGAUCGCUGGACAUCGAGCCGGACUUUGUGAUUGGACACUCCGUCGGUGAGCUGGGUUGUGCCUACGCCGAUGGCUGCUUCACCGCUGAACAAAUGAUCCUGUCGGCCUACUCUCGUGGUAUGGCCAGUUUGGAAACCAAGACGGUCUUCGGAUCAAUGGCUGCCGUCGGAUUAGGCUACCGUAAGAUCCGUACCAUGCUUCCGCCAGGUAUCGAAGUGGCUUGCCACAACGGACCCGAUUCGUGUACCAUUUCAGGACCGAAAGAAAACGUUGAGGCAUUCGUCAAGGACCUCACCGCCAAGGGCAUCUUCGCCAAGGAAGUUCCGUGCUCGAACAUUCCGUACCACAGCAAAUACAUCGCCGAGAUGGGACCCAGGCUGCUGGCCCGACUCAACGAGGUCAUCCCAGAGCCAAAGAAACGAUCGCCAAAGUGGUUGAGCUCCUCAGUCCCGAAGAUUCGCUGGGAUCAACCCGAGAGUCAGCUCUCCUCCGCUCACUACCACACCAACAACUUGCUCAGCUCGGUUCUCUUCGAGGAAACCUCCGCUCUACUGCCCAACAAUGCCAUGACCAUCGAAAUUGCUCCCCACGGCCUACUGCAAGCGAUUCUCAAGAAAUCCAUGCCCAACGCUAUCCACAUCGGUCUUACCAAGCGUGGCAACAAGGACAACGUUCAAUACCUGUUCAACGCGCUCGGAAAACUCUACGUCAACGGUCUGGACAUCCCGGUGUCCCGACUCUACCCGCAGGUAGCCUUCCCGGUGUCCCGCGGAACACCCCCCAUCUCCCACCUCAUCCGGUGGGACCACAGCGAGGACUGGUUCGUGACCAAGUUCGAGAUGCAAAAGUCGUCCAAGAGCGGCGAACGGCGCGUAAAGGUCAAGCUGAGCGAUCAGGACUACAGCUACAUCUCGGGCCACGUGAUCGAUGGGCGUGUUCUGUUCCCAGCGACGGCUUAUCUCCACCUGGCCUGGGAAACGCUGGCCAUGGUGAAGGGUCCGAUGUACUUUGAUCUGGAGGUUGAGUUUGAGGACGUCAAGUUCCUGCGGGCGACCUCGAUCGCAAAGGAUCAGGAGAUUGAGUUUACCGUCAUGCUGCAGCCGGGAACGGGUCGGUUUGAGAUCACCGAAGGUACCGCCGCCGUUGUGACUGGUUACGUGAAGCACGUUGAAAACAUCCAACUUUCGGAGAUUCCGGAUCCACCCCAGACCGACCACCCAGUCCUGACACCGCGUGACUUUUACAAGGAGCUUCGGCUGCGUGGCUACCAUUACAACGGAGCGUUCCGAUCGGUGGUGGAGGCUCGGGCCGAUGCGCGCUGCGGAAAGGUCAGCUGGGAGCUGAACUGGGUAUCGUUCCUGGACUGUCUGCUGCAGUGUUGCAUCGUCGGCAAAGACACGCGAUCGUUGAUGAUCCCGACGGGUAUCGAGCGUCUGCGAAUUGAUCCCAAGAUGCACCUGGCCAUUGCCAACACCAUGGACGAUGGUCAGCAGGUGUUUGACUUCAAGUACUCGGACAUUCUGAACACCAUUCGCUGUGGAGGAAUCGAAAUCAUUGGUCUGCAAGCGAGCACGGUUGGCCGCAGGAAGCCUCCAGGUUAUCCGGUGUUGGAAUCGUACCAGUUUAUUCCUCACCUGCCGACGCCGAAAAUGUCCAAGGCUGAUGCGAUCCGCGUUUGUGUUCAGCUUGCGCUGGAGAACAUUGCCGUGCCCAAGGUCAAGGCGGUGGAAAUUGACUUCCACAACGAUACACCCAUUACGCCCCUGUUUGCCGAUGCUCUGGGUGAUCUUCCGCUGGUGACGGCCGAUCUCAUGUUCCUGUCCCAGCAGCAAAUUACCCCGGCUGGAGUGCACGUUGAGGACGGAAAGCUUUCGACGCAGUCGAACUGCCUGUUCCUGAUUUCGAUCAACUGCCUGGGACGACCGGAGCUCAUCGAGGAGGCCGCAGGAAGUCUGCAUGACAACGGCUUCAUCCUGUCGCGUGAAGCUGCCAAUUUGGCAACGGACAGCAUCGUGGCUCCGGCUGGAUAUCAACUGAUCGCGGUUAUACCCGUUGAAAACGAAACCUACGUCCUGCUGCAGCGCAUCAAGCGCAAGUACCUGGGAAGUCCGACGAUUCUGCAGAUUCCAGCCAACGACGAGCAGUACCAGUGGAUUCCGAAGCUGCGUGACGCUCUGAAGCAGGGAUCAGUUAUUGUGGUCUCGCAGGGUGACAGCUCGUCCGGUAUCGUCGGAUUGGUCAACUGUAUCCGUAAGGAACCGGACGGUGGCAUGGUGAGCUGCGUGUUUAUCGAUGACCCGAAGGCACCCCCCUUCGAGUUGGAUAACCCGAUCUAUAAGGCGCACCUCAAGCUGGGUCUCGCGAUCAACGUGUACCGAAGCGGUCGUUGGGGAACGUACCGUCAUCUGCAGCUGUUGCAACCGACGAUCACGAAGCCGAGACGCGAUCACUGCUACGCCAACGCUCUGACCAAGGGAGACCUGUCUUCGAUGACUUGGCUUAGCGGACCGUUCAACCAGUGCCGACCAAAGGGUGAGAUGGUCCGAGUCUGUUACAGCUCGCUCAACUUCCGCGAUGUAAUGUUCGCUUCGGGCAAGCUGUCGGCCGACUUUGCCAACUUGACCCGCAUCGAGCAGCAGUGCGAACUUGGCUUCGAGUACUCGGGAGUGGCGGAGAGUGGUCGCCGCGUCAUGGGCAUGGUCACGACUGGAGCGAUGGCAACGCACGUCGAGUGUGACGACACCCUGAACUGGACCGUCCCGGACAAGUGGAGUCUGGAGGAAGCGGCGACGGUGCCGGUUGUCUACACGACCGUGUAUUGCGCACUGUUCAUCAACGCCCACAUCCACAAGGGACAGUCCAUUCUGAUCCAUGCCGGAAGUGGUGGAGUUGGUCUGGCUGCGAUCCGGGUUUGCUUGGCUUACGGGCUGGAGGUGUUCACGACGGUCGGAUCGCAGGCCAAGCGGGACUUUUUGCUGCAAACGUUUUCGCAGUUGAAGGCGGACAACAUUGGCAACUCGCGUGAUACUUCGUUCGAGAAGAUGAUCAUGCUGCGCACCGAAGGUAAGGGCGUUGACUACGUGCUGAACUCGCUGUCGGACGACAAGCUGCAGGCUUCGCUGCGUUGUCUGGGCAAAUACGGCAAGUUCUUGGAGAUCGGCAAGUACGACAUGGCCAACGACACCAAGCUGGGUCUGCACCGGUUCCUGCGUGCGCUGUCCUUUACGGCCGUUUUGGUCGACUUCCUGUUCACGGCGCCACCGGAGGAGAAGGCCGUCCUGAAGGCCAUGCUGGACAAGGACAUCAAGGCGGGCAUCAUUGUGCCACUCAAGUCGAAUGUGUUCCCGGCGAGCGAGAUCGAGCAUGCGUUCCGAUAUCUGGCCAGUGGAAAGCACGUUGGUAAGGUGCUGCUGAAGAUCCGUGAAAACCCCAAGGACGACGAGUCGCUGCCGUUGGCGUAUUUGCCACGCAUGUACUGCAACCCUGACCUGUCGUACGUGGUUUGCGGCGGUCUGGGAGGAUUCGGGCUGGAGUUGGCCGAUUGGUUGGUGCUGCGUGGAGCGCGCAAGAUCGUGAUGAGCUCGAGCCGUGGCAUUUCCAAACCGUACCAGGCGUACAGGAUCAAGAUCUGGGAGCAGUACGGUGUCAAGGUGGUGGUCAACACCGAGAACAUCUCAACGAGAAAGGGAUGUGAGGCGCUGCUCCAGGCUGCCUGCAAGCUGGGUCCAGUUGGUGGAAUCUACAACUUGGCGGUGCAGCUUCGCGACAGCAUCUUCGAGAAUCAAACGGUGGAGAGGUUUGUGGAGUGCAUGGGACCGAAGGCGUUGGCCACCAAGUAUCUGGACGAGCUGAGCAGGAAGAUGUGUCCGCAGUUGGGAUACUUUGUCGUGUUUUCGAGCGUUUCCUGCGGUCGUGGUAACGCAGGUCAGAGCAACUACGGAAUGGCCAACUCUGUGAUGGAGAGGAUCAUCGAGCAUCGUCACGCGUGCGGACUGCCGGCCAAGGCUGUCCAGUGGGGAGCCGUGGGUGAAGUCGGUCUUGUGGCGGACAUGCAGGAAGAUAAGCUCGACAUGGAAAUCGGUGGAACUCUGCAGCAACGUAUUUCGUCCUGCCUGCAGGAGUUGGACCCACUGCUGACUACUCCGGAUCCGAUUGUGGCCAGCAUGGUUGUGGCGGAGAAACGUGCCCGCACAACCGGCAAGGACAACAUCAUCGAGUCGGUCAUGAACAUCAUGAGUAUCCGUGACAUCAAGUCCAUUUCGAUGGAUACGACACUGUCGGAGUUGGGCAUGGACUCGUUGAUGGCGGUUGAAAUUAAGCAGACGCUUGAACGCGAGUACGAACUGUUCCUGACGCCACAGGAUCUGCGUUCACUAACCUUCAUGAAGCUGCAAGAGUUGACAGAGGCAAAGGCCAACGCUGACGAGAAUGUCAAGCUGAAGUUGGCCAACGAAAAGACACCAACCGGAGUUGCGAUGUUGUUGCGUAACUUGGGAGAUGAGUUCAACAGCGAGAACACGAUUCUUCGUCUGCAGUCGGAGAACGACUCCAAGAAGUACAAUGCCUGCGUUCUGCUUUCGCCUGGUAUCGAAGGUGUCGCUGGAAACGCCUGGCACAACAUUGCCUCUCAGCUGACUCUGCCAACCUUCAUCACCCAGCUCACGAAGACCAUCAACAUGGAGAGUAUCGAAGAAAUUGGCCAGUUCUUGUCGAACGACGUGAUUGAAAACAUCUUCAAGGGUACCGAGCACUUCUACCUGGUUGGUUACUCGUUCGGAGCGUUCAUCACGCUCGAGAUGGCUCGACUGCUAGAAGAAACCGGCAAGCAUGGUCAGAUCCUGCUCAUUGACGGUGCGCCCAAAUUCCUCCACAAACUGGCCAUCGACCAAAUGUCCGCCAACUGGACCGAAGAAUCAAUCCAGAUCGUGCUGAUUGCCGGCAUCCUCAACACCAUCUUCCCCGACGAAACAACCGACGUUCUUCCCAUCAUCACCGAAUGCCCAACGUUCGAGUCUCGCAUCGACAAGCUGCUGGAACUGGCCAAGGAUCAGAACAUCUACUCCGAAGGGUAUCUACGAAUGAUGACCAAGGCCCUCUACAAUCGCAUCAAGAUCACGCUGCUAACCGACGUGAACUGCAUCAAACCGCUUGAAUCCCCCAUCACGCUCGUUCGCCCAACCGAAGUGUCCGUCGUGGACAUCGAGGAAGACUACGGCCUGUCCGAGUACACCACCGGCACGGUCAGCCUCAAGUUCCUCGAAGGUAACCACAUCACCAUGCUGGAGAACCCCAAGCUGACGCAAAUCAUUACGGAGUCGGAUCCGGUGCUCGAAUCCGAUCGCUCGUUCCAGAAGUACCUGCAGAGCAAUGUGAUUGCUGAGUAAAAACAAACACCCCACCCCCUUUUGAGAAAUCCUCAACAAACUAACAGAAUCCACAGAAGAAGAAAAAACCUAAAUUGGCAAAAGACAACGACCCGUUAAUACGCUAGAACAAUUGUAACACACACUUUCUUCCAGGAACUUCCAGGCACCUUGAACCCAAAACCCACAACCACACCCACAUGUAGAAGAGACAAAUAUUUAUUACAGAAAAUAAAGCUAAAUGAAUUCCUAA
Messenger RNA from Culex quinquefasciatus (southern house mosquito), 7668 nucleotides. It is a transcript of the gene FASN3, whose product is annotated as fatty acid synthase. The coding region runs from base 276 to 7436 and encodes 2386 amino acids. Gene Ontology annotation, biological process: fatty acid biosynthetic process. The transcript has 5 exons. Gene Ontology annotation, molecular function: oxidoreductase activity; 3-oxoacyl-[acyl-carrier-protein] synthase activity; fatty acid synthase activity. NCBI's taxonomy places the organism in Eukaryota, Metazoa, Arthropoda, Insecta, Diptera, Culicidae. The record is from RefSeq and is a predicted model, not a curated record.